AUGAAGGAAGAUGUAGCAAGACGAAACGGUUAUUUUAGCUCAGGCAACGAAUGGACGAACGAAUUGUUAGCGUGGUUAUUCAGUAACUUUCUAAAAGUUCCUGCACCUUUGGAAGCAUGGAUAAAGUCACUCAAUGAUGCAGCUAAAAAAGUCAACAAGCCCAGUGAAUGUGAAGUGAUUUUCGAUGGUUUCGGCGAUCAUUCACAUGUAAAAACUCCACCGAAGCUCAACAAUAUUCGUGUGGAACAUGGACCGCGAGAACAUCUGACACUGAAAACCAAUGUUCAUCUGCCAUGUGUGUGUCUUAAAGUCGUUUCAUCUCAGCGAACACCUGAGAGGCUUUUGGUCAGCAACUUCGACGUCAACAUCGUGGAUUUGCGUGGAGAAAUAGAAUGUCGAUUUGCAUGCAUCGCCAACCAGCUUUUUUUGAUGGGUUGCUUCAAUGGUACGCCAGAAAUGGACAUCGAAUUGACCAGUACUGAUUCGAACGCACAAACCCAUGUUUCUCUUGGACUUGUCGAGGAAAAGAUUCGAAGAUGUUUGCUGUCAGCAGUGACCAACAUUAAUCUUUCUGAAUCGGUGACAUCAAAUCCAGACGAAUUUCCUUCCAACACAAUUCCUUGCGCGCCUCUAACAGAUGCAAAAAGAUUAUCAGGAGAAUACACAACUGUUCAAGCCCAUGUUCCUGAAAUUUUCAAGAAAUUCAACGAUUCCCAUUUAAUGUCACCGGUUGUUAAUCUCAAAAAUGAAUCAAACAAACUACGAGUAAAAGUUAUAAAAGCGACACGUCUUGGAAGAGGAACAGAGGUUCAUCAGCCUUUUGUAGUCAUCGAAGUGGAUGAACCAGCUCAGAAGUUCACGACAACCAAUGCCCUAAACACAUUACCGUUUUGGGAAGAGUCAUUCGAUUUUGAAUUAACGUCAGCUUCAGAAGAAAUCCUUUUCGAAGUCUAUGACGGGAGCGCAAAAAUCUCUUCAGAAGACGACAAGAACUUCCUUGGCCUUGCUAUAGUGAACCUCGAAGAGAUAAAGAAAAGCGGUGAGCAUGUACACAAUUUAAAACUUCAAGGGAGACCUUAUAGAAAGGAUGAAGUGCAUGGAGAACUCACUGUUACGUUUGAUUUCUACUAUAGUCCUAAGACGUUAACAGCUGGAAAAUUGGUUGAUACGCUGAGAAUUCGGAAUAGCAAUGGAAGCGAAUUUCGGGAGACAAUCACCACUCAAAGACGUGCUGUUUACGAUCCUCAUGAUCACUACGGUAAUCCCGAAAUAAUGCCGACAAAAACCACGACGGUUGUGUUGAAGGCCGUCUCGCAGCAAUUGAAAGAUCGUCCAGCAAUUCAAUCCGUUCAUGGCUCGAUGGAAAAUGCAGUUGAGCCGACCAUUCAACAUAUACUUGAUCAACAAUUUCGAAAUACUACGAGCACUACGAACGAAAUCCAAGUAAGCACCAUUCUAUAUUCUACACAAGGUAAUGGACGUCAUUUAUUAAGCACCCGAUGGCCGAUCAAAAGAAAUAUUCCAGGACGGCAAAAAAGAACUGAACAGGAAAGAGAGAAGAGGGAGCGCUCGUUUUUCGGAGAAUUGCGUGAUCGGAUAAGUGGCAGGCCGCGAAUGGUGCUAUAUCACAGAUCGAAAUCGGUUGACGUUCAUGAAGCAGAUAUCGAGGAAGCUGUUAGUCUACCACCAAGUCGGGAUGCUAGUAGGACCAGAGUCUCAGGACCACGUUAUCACGAGUCACAGUCGGUUGGAGGGAAAUCAGGAGAGUCCAGCAGCAGUCUCUACACGCACAGCACUUUGGUACUUGAAUUGGACCAUGAAGGAGAGAAAAAAUAUUUCUUAAUCCCCCCAUCCAUGAUGGCUGAGCCUGCAACUAUAAAACUUAUGCGACAUGGAAGAAAGCUUCACAUCUACAACGAGCAUACAUUUGUUGCAGUAAAAAUUCGCGGAGGCCUUAAUUGCCAUGUAUGCCAGCAACGGAUUAAGUCAAGUUUCAUGAAACAAGCCUAUCAAUGUCGAGAUUGUAAACUGGUGUGCCACAAGUCAUGUCACUACAAGACAGAUGCGUUUUGCCCGCACAGUAAGGUAUCUAAGCUUCAAAUAGCGAAGGAUGUCGACUGGGAACAUUUUUUGAAUCACUAUCAAUUCGAAGAGUUCAUUUCAAUUGACGGUGUUUGA
This is a messenger RNA of Angiostrongylus costaricensis, 2178 nucleotides long. The record is from the annotation of a GenBank genome assembly. NCBI's taxonomy places the organism in Eukaryota, Metazoa, Nematoda, Chromadorea, Rhabditida, Metastrongylidae.